AUGCCACGAACAGGCCUGCCUCAAGCGUGCCGAUCGAUCCUGAGGCCAGUAUCCAUGGGUUGCAGGCACCUCUCUUCACCAUCAGGUGUACGACCCAAGCAGCGAGCUUUGGAUAUCGACACAUUCUUGUCUGUGCUUGAGGUCUCUGCUACCAAACGUGACGCAAAAGGCUAUCUUCAGAAAUAUACCCCCAGAAAGUCAAUGUCCAGGACAGUCGAGGCUCCCUCGAUUCAAGAAAGCACAACUGCUUCCAAGAGCCCGGUGCAUGUGGCCAUCGUCAAAUUACGGUGCCCUCAACAUCUGGACCAAGACACCGUGAUGGGCAUCGCCAAGACCUUGGUCCAGCUCAGAGUGCUGGGGCUCCUCAGCGUCGUGAUAUUGGAUUGUGGCCUUAAUGAGUCGCGCCAGUUGUUUGAAGAUCAGUCUUUAAGGCUGUGCGAGGCUCUAGACUUCUUCUCCAAACCUGGAUGUAGACUCCUUCGAGACGUUGUCGUGGGUUAUGAACCCUCUUCUUUGUCGCCGCUGUCUGUCGUUGACGACCAGAUGCUCAUCGACGACACGGACCGGCUGAAGAACUCCAUACAACAGGGCAUUAUUCCAGUGAUACCAUCGCUCGUCUCUACCGAAGGGCUUUCUGUUCCUCAACCCGCCAACGCAGACCGGCUUGUCUUGAAUUUGGCAAAGUAUCUGGUCGGGCUGCAGUUCAAGGCUACUGGCAGUGAAAAUGCCGUGGUCGAAGGUGACGGCGUUGAGAGGUCUGAAAAGUUUGCUUCGGUUGAGAGAAUCAUUCUUCUAGAUCCUCUUGGGGGGACACCAGUACCUGGACACCCUGGGGCAUCCCACCGGUUCGUUAAUCUUCAACAGGAAUACGAUACGCUCAUGGCACAUCUUAUGGGCCCAGAGGGUUCUCCGCUAGUGCAGAAGGAAGAGGGUGGGGUUUGGGCGACAAUUCAUGCGUCAAACCUCAACCUCGCCAAAGAGGUCUUGUCGAUACUUCCCUCUUCGUCUUCUGUUCUCCUCACCACCCCAUUUGCUGCAGUGAGCUCAAAUUCAGCUUCAGCUUCGACUCAAAACUCUUGGACACCUCAAUUUGGAAUUGAUGGCAUGGUCAAAACCAGGCAAAAACGAAAUCCCUUACUUCACAACCUGUUGACGGACAGGCCUGUGUAUUCAUCGUCUCUUCCGUUUCAGAGAAUACAAGGCAGUGACUACGACGGGAGGGCAACAGGUCCUUCAUCAGCUGCCACUCUCAUUAAGCGUGGCAUGCCCUUGACCAUCUAUCCUGAUAUCCGAACCAAAGCCUGGUCGCCGCCGCUUCCUGGAGGACCACGCCUGCGUCUCACGGAUAGAUGCAUCGACCUUCCACGGCUGUGCCAUCUUAUCGAAGACUCCUUCAGCCGCAAGCUUGACAUGGAGGAUUAUUUAGAAAGAGUCAAUGAAAACCUGGCUGGAAUUAUUGUCGCUGGAGAAUAUGAGGGAGGUGCCAUUCUGACCUGGGAAUGCCCGGACGGUCUUGAUCGGGAGACGGCAUAUAAGCAAGGUCGCCUUGUACCUUAUCUCGACAAGUUUGCCGUCUUGAAAAGCCGGCAAGGGGCUGGUGGCGUUGCAGACAUUGUCUUCACAGCCAUGGUCAACGAUUGUUUCCCCGAGGGGGUUUGUUGGAGAAGCCGCAAAGACAAUCCCGUCAACAAGUGGUACUUCGAACGGUCCCUCGGAACAACCAAGUUGGAGGACAGUAAAUGGACAAUGUUUUGGACUACACCUGGGCUAGAUACACGCGGCCAGACCCUGCGCGACUACGAGUCCGUUUGCCGCACGAUCAAGCCUUCCUGGUCAGACAAUAAAUAA
Geosmithia morbida is the source of this 1848-nucleotide messenger RNA. RefSeq names its product amino-acid N-acetyltransferase. The record is from RefSeq and is a predicted model, not a curated record. Gene Ontology annotation, cellular component: mitochondrial matrix. Bases 1 to 1848 code for a protein of 615 amino acids. Gene Ontology annotation, molecular function: arginine binding; L-glutamate N-acetyltransferase activity, acting on acetyl-CoA as donor. Gene Ontology annotation, biological process: L-arginine biosynthetic process. The transcript has 2 exons. Lineage: Eukaryota; Fungi; Ascomycota; Sordariomycetes; Hypocreales; Bionectriaceae.